This is a messenger RNA of Dermochelys coriacea (leatherback sea turtle), 3082 nucleotides long. It is a transcript of the gene PPM1F, whose product is annotated as protein phosphatase, Mg2+/Mn2+ dependent 1F. The record is from RefSeq and is a predicted model, not a curated record. Gene Ontology annotation, biological process: negative regulation of protein kinase activity; protein dephosphorylation. Bases 284 to 1615 code for a protein of 443 amino acids. Gene Ontology annotation, molecular function: cation binding; protein serine/threonine phosphatase activity. Gene Ontology annotation, cellular component: cytosol. NCBI's taxonomy places the organism in Eukaryota, Metazoa, Chordata, Testudines, Dermochelyidae. The transcript has 7 exons.
GCCAGCGCUCCCCUCCCGCUUCGCGCCCAUUCAGCUCGUGCGGCCCCUCCAGCAGCUCCGGCCCGUCCCCCAGGGACCCCCCCCCGUCCCCCGGCCGGAUGGCUCCUGGCCCCGCCCCCGGAGGCCCCGCCCCUGGUCCCUCUUCCGCCCGCCCCUUCCCUGUUGCCCUUAAAGCCGCCGUCACGGGCGGUUGGUGGCCUCGCUCCCCCCCCCCCCCUCCGGCGGCGGCGCGUGGGGCGCCCUGCUCCAGGCAAGGCGCCUGCCGCGCCCAACCAACGCGGCCAUGGCCUUGCCCGCGGAGGCGGCCCGGGGCGUCCUAGGCUCCCUCCUGCGGGACUUCCCGUCCCCGCUGGGCCCGCAGGAUCCUCUGCCCUGGAGCGCGCAGGGCAGCGCCGCCCUCAGCAGGGCCGAGGCGCCGGGGGAGCUGGCCGAGUUGGCCAGGAGCUUCCUGGGCAGCAGGAAUGCACCGCCGCCUCUUGCAGCAUCUUUGAUCCACGCUGCAAUUGACAAAGUGCUACAGACUGAUCUUUCUGUUUUUAGAGAGCAGAGUGUGGAAGAGGAGAAAGAGGGAGACCAGAGGAAGUUCACCUUGUUGGAUGGAGGCUCUUUGCAGCGCUGUUUCUUUAAUAAGCUGCGAGACAUCUGCUGUGAAUGGCAGAAGCAACUGCCAUCCCUGAAGUCACUGAAGCGCUUCCUCCUGAUUUCCAGCCAUGCCAUCCGCAACGUCCGCCGGAAAAUGGAGGACAGACAUGUUUCUCUCCCAGAAUUCAAUCAGCUCUUCGGCUUGUCAGAUGAUGUUGAUCGAGCAUACUUUGCUGUAUUUGAUGGCCAUGGUGGAGUGGAUGCCGCCAAUUACGCAGCGACUCAUUUGCACGUAAAUGUUGCAUUACACAAGGAGAUUCUUAAGAACCCAAUUGAGGCCUUGAAAAGCUCUUUCCAGCAAACUGAUGAAAUGUUCCUUUUCAAAGCUGAAAGAGAGAGGCUGCGGAGUGGUACAACAGGUGUAUCUGCCUUAAUUGUAGGGAACAGGUUACACAUAGCCUGGGUUGGAGACUCCCAGGUAAUGUUGGUGCAGCAGGGAAAAGCUGUGACCCUGAUGGAACCUCACAAACCUGAAAGAGAAGAUGAGAGAAUGCGUAUAGAAGCCCUAGGUGGCUGUGUGACCCAUAUGGACUGCUGGCGGGUCAAUGGAACCCUUGCUGUUUCCAGGGCUAUUGGUGAUCUAUAUCAGAAGCCCUAUGUCUCUGGAAAUGCAGAUGGUAAUUCAUUUGAGCUGACAGGUUCUGAAGAUUACUUGCUCCUGGCCUGUGAUGGAUUCUUUGAUGCCAUCAGACCAUAUGACGUGGUGGAUCUGGUCCUAGAUCAAUUAAAGCAAAACAAAGGAGAUGGUCUCAAGGCAGCAGAGAGACUGGUGGCUGCAGCAAAGGAAAAUGGAUCCAGUGACAACAUCACUGUCUUGGUGGUCUUCUUAAGGAACCCCCCAGAUAUCUUGGCAGACUGCUUGGGAGACCCUAAAAGCCUCAGUGCUGAUGAGGGUGCAGAGGAUUCACCCUUUAACUUUUUCAGCUCUGAGAUGAACAAUCAGAGCGACAGCCACACAAUGAUAAAAUCUUAACUCUCAUAUGUUCCCCUAAAGAAAUUUUCUUUCCAUUGAAGAAGCUGCUAGUAGGAUGGGUAAAACGUCAGGAAUAAGGUGACCAAAAUUCCACAAAGAAAAAUGUCAGAGCUCAUCUUACUAUAUCCAUUGUCCCCUCUUCCCCUGAAACAGCUGAGCAGGCUGGAAGACUUGUGCAGCUACUUCUUCCCUGGACAUAAUUUUAAAGUGUUUGCCAGGUUGCCAGUUCAUGUCCCUCUGUCCUGGAGGUGGUAAGGAAUGUAUAAGCUAAUGGGGGAGAAUACUUACUUGUAUUAUGCUGCUUUGGGUUCUGCUUUAAUUUAAAAUAGUGCUUAAAAAAGAAAGCUAACAUGCAGAUAGUUUAAUUGUAAUGUUACCUAUUUAGGGGGUGUUUGCGGGAGAGAAGCCAUCAUCAAAUCGAAGCUUGUUACUGCAUACUAUCUCCAUGAACAGGUUCAGUAUUCUAGAGGAUCAGGUGUCCAGGAGUGGGAUCUUGUGCUUUUCGUGUUAUACCCUCAGAGACCUCUCGACUUCAUCAUUUCAUACCAAAGACAACAUUGUGAAAGACGGUGAUAUAAUAGAAACCUCAUCCUUUUAAAGAACCAUUUGACUUUUCGUAAUUAUGGGGAAAAUACAACGGAACACUUGAGGGAAACUAGGAAUAUCCUAAAGAGAAGAAGCAAUCAGUAGUUAAUUUAAUUGACUGAUACGGAAAGAAUACCUAAGAGUAAGGGUGAAUUAUUUCUGUGACACAAACACACUUUAUUAGCUAUUUGGUAACCUGAAAAGAGAGGACACUUGUUGACUGUGUUUAUAAGGGGUCCAUAGAAAUUGUGUAUUUAUGCUCUGCCAGUUCAAAAGGCCCUGUACUUGCCACAUCGUUUCUUAUGGUUUGCUAUAAACAAAGUGAAGUAUUUUAUUUUUUUUCUUUUCAUAAAGUUUUUGAGUAUUUACUGAACGUUAUGGCUGUGGGAACUUUUUUUGCAGUGUUACUGGAUUGAUUUUUGUUAAAUAGGAUUUUUAAAAUGUACACUUUUGUUGUCUGGCUUUAAAAACUGGCCACCUUCAAGUGCCUUAAAUGUUUCAGAAAAGGAUGGGAAAGGUUGGUUUUCUAUCAAAUUCAGGUGACCAUGUUCUAGUUAUGUUUUUAAAAUUUGGUUUAUUUCAUAAUAUAAAUAUUUUAAUGCACUUACAGCUCUUUCAUUUUUUUGUGAAUAAUUGAGCAGGAGCUGUGUUCCAAGAACAUUUUUGUUUUUCAGUGUUGCCAAACUCUGUGGUGUUUGUGAGACUCCUGAUGUUUGGUGUUUGCUUAAAGGCCCCAGCUAGCUGGCCUUGGGUUAUUUACCUGAGAAUCUUCAAUUUCAUUUUUAAAAAAAUUCUAACCCUCAGUUUUGUAGCGGGCAAACCCUAUGUGCGCCAAUACCAUUGUGCAGAUUUUCAAUAAAAAGAACCCCAAGUGUGUGGUUU